This is a messenger RNA of Manihot esculenta (cassava), 2208 nucleotides long. RefSeq names its product glycerol-3-phosphate acyltransferase, chloroplastic. NCBI's taxonomy places the organism in Eukaryota, Viridiplantae, Streptophyta, Magnoliopsida, Malpighiales, Euphorbiaceae. The record is from RefSeq and is a predicted model, not a curated record. The transcript is spliced from 9 exons. Gene Ontology annotation, biological process: glycerophospholipid metabolic process. Bases 191 to 1360 code for a protein of 389 amino acids. Gene Ontology annotation, molecular function: glycerol-3-phosphate O-acyltransferase activity.
UCCUCGUUCCACCUCAGAGUCACUCAGCAGAAUUACGAGACACAUCUCAGCCAAAAGAAAAAGAGCGUCGCAGAGAAUAAUAGCCUCGAAUCAGCCACCCAUAACCACGUGAUAUCUUCCACUCCUCAACGGAUAAUAGAAAGAAGAGGCAAGCGCUCACUAAUCUCCAUUUUCCGUUUAUGAGAGAGACAUGAUCAUUUCCGCUCUUCAUCCCGCAUUCCUCUGCAGCAUACAUUCGCCUAGGGUUUCCCUGUCAUUCCCUUUCUUGUCUUCAAAGCUCUGUUUGGUUCCUCACUCUCCUUCGCUUGCUCUCAAAUCGAGUGCGCGGAGGUCCGUUUGUCCUUGCUUGAUCUCUUCUCUCAACGCCAACGCCAUGGCCCAGCUGGUCAAGGAGGACAAAGAAGCUAUAGCUUCUGCGUCUGGCGAGAAGGAGGAGGAUAAGAAGGAAAAGUCUAGUCACCGGCGAACUUUUCUUGAUGCGAAAACGGAAGAAGAUUUGCUGUCUGGAAUUAGGAAGCAAGUGGAAGCAGGGAAAUUGCCUUUAAAUGUUGCUGCAGGGAUGGAAGAAGUGUAUCAGAAUUAUAGAAAUGCAGUUUUACAAAGUGGAAUUCCCAAUGCAAAGGAGAUAAUAGUGUCAAAUAUGGCUGUUGCAAUGGAUCGUAUGUGCUUGGACGUUGAGGACCCCUUUGUAUUCUCGCCUUAUCACAAAGCAUUGAGAGAGCCUUUUGACUACUAUAACUUUGGUCAAAACUAUAUACGUCCUUUGGUUGAUUUUAGUCAUGCUGGCUGCAGGGAUUCAUAUGUUGGCAAUAUUUCCCUUUUCCAUGAAGUGGAAAAACAGCUUCAGCAGGGUCACAAUGUUGUCUUGAUAUCAAACCACCAAACUGAAGCAGACCCUGCCGUCAUUGCACUAUUGCUUGAGAAAACAAAUCCCUAUAUUGCUGAGAACUUGAUCUAUGUAGCAGGGGAUAGAGUUAUAACAGAUCCUCUUUGCAAACCAUUCAGCAUGGGCAGGAAUCUUAUAUGUGUGUACUCAAAAAAACACAUGGGUGAUGAUCCUGAACUUAUUGAGAUGAAGAAAAGAGCAAAUAUUCGUAGUUUGAAGGAAAUGGCUGGGAUUUUAAGCUUUAAAACCCUUCAACAUAUUCCUCAUGUCUUUUAUUACUUGGACAAAAACUUUUUGACAAGCUGGUAUAUUUGUCAAAUGCUGCUUCAAGCGAAUUAUUCCUCCAGUUAUUUUUCUACCAUAAAAAAUACAGGUCAUUUCUCCUUUUUCUCUUGUAGGAGUGGCAAAAUUUCAUCCAACAUUUUGACUUGGUUUCUCAGAUUUUUCUCUCGGCAUUUUCAAAUUAUCAAAUGAUAUAUUGUAAAACAAAUAAUACAUUAUCCAAUUAAUGUGCAAAUUAAUUUAAAUUUAAAUUUACUUUAUAGAAAAUCAUUUAAAUUAUUUGAAGAAAUUACCAUUUUAAUUUAAGAGAAUAAUUUUUAAUAUACUUAGAACAUAAAACUUAAUUUUAUAUAAAGUAAACUUGUAAGUUGUAACGACCAGUUUGCGGUGCAAAAUUUUUUGAUAAAUUUGUAAAGUUCAUGAAAUUAAAAGAUAUAAUCAAAAUUAAGUUAUACAACUUAAUAAUAAGUAUAAAUAUAUCAAAUAAACAUAAAAUUUAUAAAUUUUAAAUAUUAUAUAUAGUGACUUUAUUACUAUCAGAAUGAGCGAUUAGGGCAGGUUCUUGAUAGAAAUUUAAGUAUAUAGGAGCGUUUAGGGCAGGUUCUUCAUAGAAAUUUAAGUAUAUAGGUUGCUCUCAAAAAAUUUGAGAGAAAUAGGGCUGUUUUUGGCUUGAAGUGGAGGCUAGAAAUAAGCUGAAAGAAGUAUGGAACUUUGUGUGCUGGAGGAGCUGGAGAGAAGGCUUGUGCUGAAGUGGAUAAAACAACAAUUAUUGUACUGCUCUGAAAGAUUCCUGAAUUCCAGCUGCGCUGAUGACCUGAUGUGAAAUAAAGAAAAGUAAUGGCCGUUACAUCAAGGCUUGUAACUGCCGUGACUAUUGCGUAAUGGCCAUAAUGGCCGUUACAGCAACAAAAUUUUUCCACCAUUAUUUAAAAGCUUUAACAGCCACGGUCUACUUGUAAACCUGUAAAUGUAACGGCCGUUAUUUAAAACCAUGGUAUAUAUACUAUAUAUAUAAUCUAUUGAGAUUGAAUAAACUAUAA